AUGGGGUGUCGGCCUAGCACUUUUCCCAUGGAUAAAAAUGCUAAACUCCAGAAGAAUGAUGAAGAUAAGCGAGCGGAUGCACAUAAAUAUAGAAGACUAGUAGGAAGAUUGCUAUACUUACAAGCAACCAGGCCCGACAUUACCUACUCGGUUAACGUUUUAAGCCAGUUUGCGACAGAUCCUCGUGAAAGUCACAUGAAUGCUGCUAUGAGAGUGUUGAGAUACUUGAAAGCUACACUGGCACAGGGGAUACUCCUUACAAAGGAGGUUGAAGCAAAUUUAAUUGCUUAUACCGAUUCAGAUUGGCUUGGGUGUCCAGAUACGAAAAGAUUGAUGACCGGUUACUUAUUACUUCUGGGGGGUGCCCCGAUAUCAUGGAAAUCGAAAAGGCAGUUUGUUGUGUCUCGCUCUUCCGCAAAACCUGAAUAUCGAGCAAUGGCAACUACGGUUAGUGAAGUCAUUUGGCUUCGAUGGCUUCUAAAAGAGUUAGGUAUAGAACAAAGUGAUCCUACUCAACUAUUAUGUGACAACAUGGCUAUGAAACACAUUGCAAAUAACCCGGUAUUUCACGAGAGCACCGAGCACGUUGAAAUGGAUUGCUAUUUUGUCUGUGAAUGCGUCGAGUCAAAAGAAGUGAAACCUUUACACAUUGACACUAAGUCUCAAGUUGCGGAUUUGUUUACCAAAGCUUUGGGAGCUAAACAACUCCAAUCUCUACUUGACAAGUUGGGCAUUUGCAACCUUCAUGCUCCAACUUGA
Molecule: messenger RNA, 759 nt
Organism: Lactuca sativa (garden lettuce)
Lineage: Eukaryota; Viridiplantae; Streptophyta; Magnoliopsida; Asterales; Asteraceae
Source: RefSeq, a predicted model, not a curated record